Messenger RNA from Peromyscus maniculatus bairdii (prairie deer mouse), 2241 nucleotides. The record is from RefSeq and is a predicted model, not a curated record. Lineage: Eukaryota; Metazoa; Chordata; Mammalia; Rodentia; Cricetidae.
AAAAAAAAAAAAAAAGAGUAAUACAUUCAAACAUCCUUACUGUUUAUUAGUUUAUUAGUUUGGGAGGUCUUGCUGUUUUCAGUUUCACUGAGACAGAGUCUCUAUAUUUAGCCCAGGCUGACCUUGAACUUGCUAAAUAGGGCACACUAGCUUCUGCUCCUGCAUGCUAGGAUUUUCAGGCAUGCACCACCAUGCCUGGGCAGUCAUUCUUAUUGUUAGCCUUUCUCCCCUCGAGGUAUAUCCCUUACCUCUGGGCUCAACUCCUUUAGUGUUCAGGAUAUGAUUUUGGUGCAUGGAACCCUAUGUGCACAGCAUACUGGAGACAAAAAUAAAAAUAUGUUUCAUAGGGUUUUGAAACUCUUAGCUUUAUCUGUUCAAUUUUUAGACUGUAGAGGUUCGUUUAGCAGUACAUUUCUGAAGCACAGACUUCAGCCAAAUGAGCCUUACCGCACCUUCUAAGUCAGACAUGUAUGAAGCUUUGUCGGGGUCCCCUGCUGACAGUGAAGACAGCCUUGUGACAGUGAAGGUGGAGGAUCCCACCUGGGAGCAGCCAGGCAGCUCACGCGGCAGGACCCAUGCUCGGGAACUUCACCGUCUGAGAUUUAGGCAGUUCUGUUACCAGGAGGCCCCUGGGCCCCGGGAAGCUCUGGCCCAGCUUUGGGAACUUUGCCGUCAAUGGCUGAGGCCAGAGACCCACAGCAAGGAGCAGAUCCUGGAGCUGCUGGUGCUGGAGCAGUUCCUGAUCAUCCUGCCCAAAGAACUCCAAGCCUGGGUACAGAUGUAUCGUCUACAGAGUGGGGACAAGGCAGCGGCAUUGCUAGAGAAUCUAGCCUCAGAUGUGGAGACUCAGGACAGCAGGUGGGAAAGUAAUGAAUGUGCUAGUGUGAGAGAAAUAGGGGGAGGCAUCAUGUUCUGUUUUCUUUCUCAGAGCUUGUGCGCCCCACAUUCCUGGUUGUACUACUUUCCCUACGGAAAAGACAGUCUCUCAAGGUUGAACACUCUCAGGAACUGCCACCCACCCCGAGACUCCCGGGCCAGGAUGCACAUCACAUCCUUGCAGUAUGCAGCUGGAGACAUCACUCGGAAAGGGAGGAAAAACAAAUCUCGAGUGAGCGAGCUGCUUCAGGGCCUCGCGUUUUCUGAUGACUCAGAGGCAGAGGAAGACAAUGAGUCUGGGGUGCAGCCUCAGAGAAAGAAGCUAAAGGUGUCCACUGUCCCCGAGAAGAACUGGACUAAAAGAGACAUUAAGCCCAACUUUCCAAGCUGGUCAGCACUGGAUUCUGGACUUUUGAAUCUCAAGAGUGAGAAGUUGAACCCAGUAGAGCUCUUUGAAUUAUUUUUUGAUGAUGAAACGUUUAACUUGAUUGUCAAUGAAACCAAUAACUAUGCUUCUCAGAAAAAUGUCAACUUGGAAGUCACAGUGCAGGAAAUGUGGCGUGUGUUUGGUGUCCUGCUCUGGAGUGGACUCGUAAGGCAUCCCAGGAGGGGAAUGUAUUGGGAAAUCUCUGAUGCUGAUCAGACCCUGGUUAGAAAUGCAAUUAAAAGGGACAGAUUUGAAUUGAUUUUCUCAUGCCUGCAUUUUGCUGAUAAUAGCCACCUAGAUCAAAAAGAUAAGUUUUCAAAAUUGAGGCCUCUAAUGAAGCAAAUGACUAAGAAUUUCCUCCUGUACGCCCCACUAGAAGAAUACUGUUGUUUUGGCAGGUCAAUGUGUGAAUGCUUUGAUAAUGACCAAUUUCUGAAUGGAAAGCCUCUUGGAAUUGGCUAUAAAAUGUGGUGUGGUACAACCACACAAGGCUACCUAGUUUGGUUUGAGCCCUACCAAGAAGACUCAGCUGCGGAAGCAGAUGAGGAGCUGGACCUUGGGCUAGGUGGGAAUCUAAUAAUGAGCUUUGCUGCUGAUCUUUUGCAGAAAGGUCACUAUCCCUAUCCCCUGUGUUUCGAUGGCUUCUUUACAAGUGUUAAACUGAUGUCAGCUUUGAAGAAGAAGGGAGUGAAGGCUACAGGAUCAGUUCGUGAAAACAGGACCAAAAAAUGCCCGCUCAUGAAUGUAGAACACAUGAAAAAGAUGAACGGGGGUAUUUUGAUUUCAGGGUGGGAGAAAAUGAUGAGAUAAUUUUAUGCCGUUGGCUUUGUGAUGGCUUUAUUAGUCUGUGUUCGAAUGCUGUAGGCAUAGAACCAGUCAGUGAAGUAAACUGUGUUGCUGAUGAUGAAGAGCUCCUUCAGGUAAGCCAACCAUCCAUA